AUGACCAUUACUGAAGGCUAUGGAAAAGAUAAUUCAACCAUUCGACUUUAUUACCCUUGGGGCCUCUUUGUCGAUGAUGAUGGAACGGCGAUCAUCGUUGACUAUGGCAAUGAUCGUAUCGUCCAAUGGAAGAUGGAUGAGACGAAUGGACAAGUGAUAGCUGGUGGCUUUGGCAAAGGAAAGAGAUUAAAUAAAUUGAAUGAACCAACUGAUGUGUUGAUCGACAAAGAGACGGAUAGUCUUAUUAUAUGUGAUAGCGGGAAUCGAAGAGUCGUGCAAUGGUCUCAUCGUAAUGGUACCAGUGAAGGAAAAGUCCUUUUCGACCACAUCGCUUGCCGAGGAUUGGCGAUUGAUGAUCAGGGAUAUCUCUACAUCUCUGACACAGACAAACAUGAAGUUAAACAAUAUCGAAUAGGAAACAAGAAUGGAAGUGUCGUCGCCGGUGGACAUGGUAGAGGUAAUGAAACCAAACACCUCAAUGUUCCGUCCUACGUGUUUGUCGAUCGACAACAAGCUGUCUACGUGUCAGACAACAACAAUCAUCGCGUGAUGAAAUGGAAUAAAGAUGCAAAAGAAGGUAUUGUCAUUGCUGGAGGUCAUGACAAAGGAACUACUCUGAAACAAUUAAGAAAUCCUAACGGACUAUUCGUCGAUGCGUGUGGUACCAUCUAUGUGGCAGACUCCGUGAAUAAUCGAGUGAUGCGUUGGCGUGAAGGAGCGAAAAAUGGCACUAUCAUUGUGGGUAGAAAUGGCCACUUGAGUGUUCCUAUGGGUUUAUCCUUUGAUCGAUAUGGCAAUCUUUAUGUCGUCGAUCGUGACAAUCAUCAUGUUCAACGCUUUUCUAUCGAAUAA
Messenger RNA from Rotaria sp. Silwood2, 852 nucleotides. The record is from the annotation of a GenBank genome assembly. NCBI's taxonomy places the organism in Eukaryota, Metazoa, Rotifera, Eurotatoria, Philodinida, Philodinidae.